This is a messenger RNA of Medioppia subpectinata, 743 nucleotides long. The record is from the annotation of a GenBank genome assembly. NCBI's taxonomy places the organism in Eukaryota, Metazoa, Arthropoda, Arachnida, Sarcoptiformes, Oppiidae.
AUUCAACAAAACCAAAAAGGAUGCCAAACAUGAUUGCUGUGGCGCUGAGAAGAAUAAAAACGAUAUCGAUAUCAUGUGUUGUGAGAACGAAAAGUGCUGUUUUGAUAAGAGAGCGGCUCCCGAGCAGAUCCAAUGUUUCUAUGGACUGGUAGGUAGUGGUGACAAAAACAAGAUGCCUCACUAUACUGUCAAACAAGUGGACAAAGUGACAGCCACUCUGAAGCCUGCAAUUGCAUCGAUGCCCAGAUAUUUACAGAAACCCGAUCCCAAAGCGGAUCCCAAGGACGGGCCCAUCAUUUUCCCUGAACUGGAUCUCCAAAUAACAUAUUUUAAAAACGAGUACUUUGUUAUAGAAAUUAAACCAACUAAAGAUAACGAGACAGAAGACUAUCAAAUACCGACCGGUUUGAAAAAGUUUGACAAAAAUGAAACAAUCCAUUCGUCAAGUAAGCCAAGCGAUGCUGAGAUAACAUUGGUCUCGACCACUAAAGCCAACUGCAAGGACUGCUUUAUGCUAAGCGUAAAGCGCAGAAAUGGCAGUCAAAUCAUAUUCAAUACGGGAGACUUCACACCAUUCCUCUACAGCAGAGGACUUAUUGAGAUCACCACUCUUUUGCCCAAUGAGUAUAUAUACGGUUUGGGACAAUCACCCUCGAGGAGCUUCAAACACAACAUGUCCUAUCCUGAAGUAUGCCAAUAUCUCUACACAUAAAUAAUGCGUUAAAUGGUUUGUUAUGAACGCA